UUGCCGUCCCCGAUUCGCCGAACCCUUGCUCAGCACUCUGAUGGGCUCGCCGCUGCCCUCGACUUUUAUCGAGACCCCGAACAAUUUUUAUCCGAUGCGAAGCCUGAAGAUUUCGAGUUAUUUGCCUCGCUCAGGCACACGGUUCGGGUGAGAAACAUCUUGGCCCAGUAUCUUGUGCGCCAGGUCUCCAACUUGGACCCAAGAAUACGAUAUGUAUUGUCCGACGAGAAUUGGGCGGAAGGGUUGGAGCGCUUGGAACGCAAGGGAUAUACUUUGCAAGAUGUGAAGCACUGGGCUUGGAUCCUCAUUCCGGACGACCCCGACAAGUGUGUGACAAGGUUUUUUCAGAAGUCGCAGCAUCAACCGCUGUUCAUACUUUACCACCUGCUCUCGGCGGAACCCGCCUUCACAAGCCCGGAUUCACUCUGGGCUCUUUUGCAGUACUGCAGAAGAUGGUACUCGACCGAAUAUAGGGUCUGGAAAAGAAACAUUGGCCGAUCCCUGUCUGACGAGACAGGUCAAAGUACCAUGGACCAUUUGCCUUCCGAGCAAGCGCCCCUUGACAGAACGGCGCACCAUGUUCCUAAGGAGAAGAAGAAUGCCGUUAGGCACCCGUCGUUGAUGGAUCUGGGAAUGGAUCCUCAACUAUUCGGUAAAUUGCUUUCCAUGCUAAGCACGAACGCAAACCGACUGAGCUCCUCGGCGCUUCCAGCCAUUGCCGACUUGGCCGUGUCAUACAUCAAGCAAAUUGGGAAAGAAAGAAAACGCAUUGACACAGGUUACAAAUUGCAAUGUGAGGUAUUCAAUGUCGCCUUGCAGGCUGUGUCUAGUCCCGCAAUCCGGAAGUCUUACGACAGAUCUGUUCACAGCUGGAGAGCUAUUGCCACUUUGCUUGCAUUUUCGUCCAGCUUAAAGGGGCAGCCUUUCAUCAUUGAGCGGGAUAGCUACCGAGCGAUUCGGCAAACCCUACUCUUACUGCCCAAGACCGAUUCCGAGCGAGAUACGGCCAGCGCUCUUGGGGCAUCGUGGCCUGCUUACCGCAUGUUGCGGGAUGGAAUGGAAGAGAUGGCCGGAACCGAGGAGUACGUGAGCAGGGUUGUCAAGGCCGGCUAUAUGAUGCAAGAGGCUGGCUACGCCAAAGACGAUAUCGACGUGACGACGGAUAUCCUGGGUGGUAUGGCCCCCGAUAACUCGCCGACCGUCCAAACGAGAGCCAACUACCCGUACCGCCUCCGCGUCGCCAACGCUCAAUGGGCAGCGCUCAUCCGCACAACACGGAAUGCGCAAGAGGCGUGGAUGGCCUUCCAACGCCCUCCAGAACCGGGCACGAAGCCCACCUUCAACGUGUACUGGGAAUUACUUACCAAAAUCGCGGCCAAGCCAGCUGGGCCCGAACACCAUAAUCUUCCCGGCGAUGGAAGAGAAGUCUUUCCAUACGACGAUACGAAUCUCACCGAAUUUGAGAAAGGCAGGCUCACCCCGCCCACCGCACGCGCUUUGAUCGCAGAGAUGUUUCAAUCCGGAGUAGUCCUCCAAGGACACCGCUUGCCGUCGCUCAUUUCAAAGGCAUAUUCCAUGCGUGAGGCUCUAGAAUACUUAGAUCACAGCGAUCUAGAACCUGCGGCGAAGGAAUGCAUCAAAGUAUGUAUGAUGGAGUUCGUGGAACCCCCGCCUUGGCUGGCGACGAAACACCAUCAAAAUGUCUUGCGGGCCUUCGUCAAGUUGCUUUGCGACCUGCAGCCAAACCGAACGGUGGAAAUGGCUCAAAGGAUGCCGAUCAAACAUUUUGGCCGUAUCCAUUAUGCAUUCCGGCUUGUCCAAACGGCGUGGUUACCGACAAGGUACAAGAACCGGGCGCCCUGGGAGCUGGUUCUGUAUGCUCUAGCUCGACCAAAAGUUGCACUCAGCAGGGGGGGCCUCCAAGAAAACGAGUUGGAGGUUCUCACUAUGGCUACCGAGGUCAUAGAAAUGGCGGAAACUCACGCUGCUUUGAAUGUCGAGAUGGUGAACGAGUUCGGCCGGACCAUCUGGAAGGUAAUGGCGUCGACCGUACCCAUUUUAUUGGCGGCUCAGUCCGCAAGUCCCGAAAACAGAAACUUGAUGCGGAUGUACGCCUCGCAAAACCCCGCUCACCAGAUUCUCGAGCGGCCGUCCUCACACGAUGACCAACGGUCCUGGCGUCAGAUCCUGACCCCAGUCUUCAAGGGGCCGCUGUCGAAGAGCAGCCGACCAUUAGACGCCAUCAUCCGGGAAGCCGCGCGCCAUCUCAAGAAGGCCUGGAGAGCGGUGUCGACAAUCGGACCAGCCUCCGAUCCCAUUCCCAACCUGGAAAUCACCCCAACCAAUAUCAACAACUACAUGCGCACGCUUGCCUACGUGGGCGACUACGAGGAGAUGUUGCUGCUUCUGUACUGGACCCUUCGCGAAUGGGUGCCAGCCUCUGGGAGUCUGACACUGCUGGAGCAGGACCGUUUGGCGAGAGUCUUUCGUUUGUUCCGGGCGUUCGCCGAGCCCAUGCUGGGCGAGGACACGGUGGGGCCUUUGCGCGAGGAGAUUAUGGAACUCAGUCGCAGGGAGAGUGCCGGUAUCAUAUACUGGCCUGCUGAUGAGGAGAUUGAGAAUUACAUUAGGAGUGAUAAAUGGGGUAACCAUCAGAACCUGCGAGAGCUUCUCAAUGUAGUGACGGAGAUGGAAGCAGCAGCGCAUGGAUGGAUAUUCGAUGAAGAGCAAGGUAUGGAGGAAAGCGGGCAUGUUGAACCACGUACCUGGAGACGUGGACUUGAGUUUGGUUUGCGGCAUACAGUAAUAGCAUGGAAGACGAUGUGA
Molecule: messenger RNA, 2826 nt
Organism: Colletotrichum karsti
Lineage: Eukaryota; Fungi; Ascomycota; Sordariomycetes; Glomerellales; Glomerellaceae
Product: prefoldin subunit
Exons: 1
Source: RefSeq, a predicted model, not a curated record